CGCCCGCUUACUCUCUACCCAGGAGGCUGGCGGCAAGCUGAAAAUGUCGUCCGCCUCUGGGAGACGGAGCGCGCCCAGCAUUGGAAAUUAUUUUUCGCUUGAUGACAUAUUGACUACUAAUGAGCGGAUUCCUUGCAAGAUAGAACUUCUUAUACCGAAGCUCGGAUCACUAGACUCCUCAUCGAAAGAAGAAGACCUGAAGCCGGGGACAAAACUUGAUCUACCAUACUGGCUGGCUGCACCCCUACUUAGUCGUCGCAUUGUUUCUGCUGAAGUACCAAAAGUGUACCGGGAGACAUACAGAGAGAUCCUGAGUGCUGAUGCCAUUGCUGUGGAUCUUUACAGACUUCAACCACAGUACUACAAAUUUGGGCUGCUUAUUCAAAGGCUUCAUCUGUCUGAUGUGGAAUAUGUGAACAACAGCCUUAUUGAGGCGUUCAAGAACCGAUUCCGGUACAUCAUGGACUGCUCCCAAGGCAGCCUCAAGGAGGACGCGCUGGACGUGACCGCGCGAUUGGACCUGUCCGAGCGUGAGCUGUUCUCGUUGGGUCGCGAGGCACUGGAAGAUCUUCAGCGCUGGCUGCGACGCGAGUCGCACCGCAUCGCCACGGCUACCAUGGUGACCAACCACCGCAAGCGCAAGAGGGCCGCCUUGACAGAGUCCAGCUGAGCGACGCUGGGUGCUAGUUAUGUCAUCUGAUGCCAGCGGUGGCUACACGUCGUGCAGGAACGGACGCCUUCGGUGCCAUUUCGCGGCUACAUUGAAUUGUUUCUACGCAGCUCCCGAAACGGGAGAGCAUUAAUGUGUGUGUGUAAGUGUGUGUGUGUGUGGGUGUGUGUGUGUGUGUGUGUGUGUGUGUGUGUGUGUGUGUGUGUGUGUGUGUGUGUGUGUGUGUGUAUUGCACAGCGCUAUAGCGCCACUGCAAUUGAAACUUUGGGGCUAAAAUGUCGUGGAUUACCGUUUUUACGAACUAUUGCGCCGACAUUUUCAUUGUCCAGAAAACUUUUGUAAAAAGUGACGCGACGUAAACUUGACUUUUGUAAAAGCAUCGCUAGCCAGCCGUAAUGUUCGUUUUUUGCAAAAACAAAUUGCGUUUUUAUAUAUCCACUUCUCGAGGGUCGCCGUGUAACUGAUUUUACUACGAAAAGGUUCCAGUUGCGGUGCACUGGAGUUUCUGUCGAAGCGACGUUGAUUUAUCUUUUUUUGAGGGCGUAUGCAUGUUGUCCCCUUUACAGUCGCUGACCGCCAUGGAAAAAGAAAAAAAAAAACUCAUCGAGAGCUGUGCGCCUCUACUCAGUGGAAUUAUACUGCACCCCACCCCAUCCCAUUUUUUCGCUCGCAAAUUUAUUUCGUUUUAGUUUUUCCAUUGCUAAGUCUCGUUUCCAAAAUUUAAACAGCCGCGGAAAGCUUUCUCUCCCUCUCUCUUUCUCUCACGCACUGUAAUCUGCACGCCACGGCCAUUGCGCUACAGUCUAUCUGCAGAUCCCUCAUGUUUUUUUUUUUUUUUUGCGCGAAUCAGACAUAACAGAUCUUAUACACUGUUUUGUAUCUGUCCAGCAUGCACUCCUUCAUAGGGCUCUGCUAUUGCUGCAGUUGAGCUAGCUUCAAGGUGAAGGUUGCUAAACAUCCCCUCCAAAUUUCAUUGCGCUAGCUCUAAUGGUUCUUAGUGUAACUUCGUCGAUAUUUGGGUCGGAUAUUCUCCACCGCACCCUAUAACGGCUUCGGUGUAUGAACUGUUUGCGGAAAUUAAUCGAGGCGCGCGCCCCCCUCACUCACAGGGGGCUGAAGCAAUGUAAUCGGCUAGUCUUCUCUCUCUCGAUGACUUCAGGAGUGAUCACUUCCACUGCCCGCGGAUCGGCCUAACCAUGCGGUAGCGCGGGCGUGACGAAACUCGUGUGCGAACGCGCGGCUUUACGCGUCGCGCGGUUGUCGAGGGCAACGCAGAACAUGUAAUGAAAACAUCGUGACAUACAGCGAACCCCCGUACUUCUAUAGUGAGACAUUGCGCUGAUCAUAUUGCGUCACGCGAAUGUAAAAGUGGUGCCCGAAGUAAGCAAUCGAUAAUGCGUCGCUUUUGUUUCGCGAACUGCGGCUGCGCCGAAUGUUAUGAUUGCCAUGAUGUUUUUUAGCUCAAAAACUAAAAAAAAAGGGAACAGAAAGGUGAAAAUGGAAAAGAAAGAUAAGCGCUUCCAUUCCUUUUGCCUCUCUGCUUCCUUUCCUUUUUCGAGUGUUUGCCCUAAAAACAUCAUGUUAGGUAAACACCAACUCGCUCAAGAAGAAGUCAUCCUUAUGAUUGCCAAUUUCAAAAGACCAAGAUGUCCUCCUAGGCGCAUCGGGAAGGAAGGAAAGUUGCCUUUCUGUGCUGUUGUGAGCGAGUGAACCAACAUCAUAUUCCACCGCGACUUCUAGGACGCGCACUACCGGUUAAAAUGGCUGAGACAGGAAACGCAUUUGACUGCAUAGGUAAUGAGCACCGGUGACAGUGCCGCCUGUGGAACUGUAUUUUGUCAUGCGCAGUUAAAGCACAAGUGUCUUGUGGCUGUGAGGGAUCUAAUGGUGUUUCUGACGCUGGCUAAGCAACGGCUUGACGUUGCGUUUUGCUAAGCGGGCCAAUGAAAAUUAUCACGCAGUUGCGUGCGCGUGCAGUGCUGACAUGUCGGUACUGCGCACUGAACUUGUGCGACGCGUCCAGCAAUUGGUUGUCCCCAUGGCUCUGUUUAGAUGUAUAUAGUCUUGCAGCAAUGUUCUAGUGUCAUUACAAUACCUAAUGUGCUUGGUCGCCGCUUAAGGAACAGGCCGGAGCAUUUUAUGCAGGAAAGAUAACACCCCCCAGUACAUUAUCUUUAGCGCCGUGGCUCCUGUUUCACUGCACAGAUUGCUGAUUUUGCGCCCAGCCCACGAGGAACUAGGGGGUCGCGCCAGCAACCAGGUAUCACCGAUGCGGACACUAGGUCUCAGCUGUGUGCCGUACACAAAUCGCAUGUACUGAUCAGGCGAGCACCGCACGCUCGAUUCGACGAUAUGCGGUGUGGUCUGUUCGUUGGGCACUUUACCGCUUCGAACGCUUCCUACUUCUUUCCUCGUCGUAGGGGUGACGCUCGCCGAGAGCUAUGCCGUCGCGCCCAUUAUUGCGGCCGCAUUUCCUGCAAGUUCACUUAUGCUUAUAAAUGGUCCGGAACAGAUUGCGCGUUAUGGUCUGCUAGCACAGCGUUUUGUCACAGCACUCGCUUAUAUAUGUCGUCUGUAAACCUAAUUGAAUGGAUGGCAUAAUUCUUGUUUCGUAUUGGGGUGCAUAGGCAAUUGAAAGAAAGAAAAUCGCCGUGUGACCCGUAUUGUGCUGCGUUCUUAAGGCUCCAAUUCUUCAAGCCAGUGACUGUGCCAGGAAAAACUGGCGUUAAACGCUGCUCAACCAAACCUGUUCUUCUUUGGUACUGAAGUGCGUCACGAAUUCCGCGAAGCUGUUGCAGAUGUCCCUAGCCAAAGUUAGCGGGGCGUCAACGGAAGUGUUUCGUGUACGAUCUUGAUAUCGGAGAUGGCUGAACCUGCGUGCUGCUUGGGGACUGUCGGCCGCUGGUUCACUCAAGCUGUACUGCUCGCGACGAGGAGUAGUCCAUCAACGAUUCACGUCGUUUGCAUGUUCGCCUAUUUCAACGCGCGCACGUGAGAGAGAUGUGGCUGUUCGCUUGCUGCGCUCGUUUGGGCCACCCUUCUGCGCACCGCCCUGAAAGACUCCGGCGUCAUGCAGGAAAAGCCGCUUGCUGCUACGCGCAGUGCGUACGUCCUUCCGGGAAGCGCGCACCUUGUGGGAAUGACUUCAGUGGGAGGGAAGCACAGUUUGUGCUCCUAUCUCAAUAAAGUGGAAAUUACCGCUUACACCAUAGCGAUGUCGUGCGCAGAUUUCGAGUAACAUCGAGACUUCCGAAAGUGUUAAAAGCAUAAAUGACCACAUCGAAGCGACUUGCAUUGUACGUCGUAAAAACUCAAUUUGGCCUGGCUGAAUCAAUCUCGAGUGCAAGAUAGAUAUACUAUAGGGUGCCUUGGCACAGGAUGCCCACAUGUGCGGUAGGUGAGGCCUAAAAUUAUAAGGCACACGAUACGACGUAAUACACUGAUCAUAGCCGCCUGUACACAGUGUAUGUCGUAAUUUCGUUGUGCCGAAGAAGCCGCAGGCAUCUAAAUUGAUGUGGUUUCAUGGUCCAGGCUACACACUGUUCUAUGAAGACCGCCGUUCGGAAGAUCUCUGUGUUUAUUACCGCGUACGCCGGAUCUUUAACGUGUCUGAAUAUGAGUGUGCGAGUUUUUUACGGCGAAGAGCCGUCUUGGGUGCUGUAACCGGAGAGAGCCGUCCGUAGCGACAUGCUAAACAUGGCGCCGUUGAUUCGUUGGUGCGCGCCACUACCGUAGCAAUCACGUGAAGAUGACAUCGUGCCGGAGAGAAUAAUAAAUAUCGCCAUAACUCAGUGACUAAUUUUCUUAACUAAGUUACCGAGAACAACUAUUUGAGCACCCCUACACAUGGAUUCGCUUUGAUAAUCGCACGUGAUCAUGAAAAUAUCUUCGUAGCGACCAUGGUUAAGCUACGAAGUUAAGCUACAGUGGUUAGAAUUUAGGUCAGUGUUUUCGUUCAUGAACUUCGCAGAACACCGGUGUAGCGAAGGAAUAACGCGUUGCCGGUAUCGCCGGUGGUUUGUUUCUUUCGGAAAGGUCCUUUAUUCGGCUUUCAUUGUGCUCUUGCUAUGUGCCUCUGUAAGACUGCUCCCUUUCACGGUGAGCCCAACGGAAAACCUCAAUGGUUUCUUUACGCCGACUGCAAGUAUAUAUCCGUGUUUGCAAGGCACAUGUCGCAUAGCGAUGAGAACGCUUGGCUUGAAACUGCAAGGUCAUUAGUUGGAUCCCGUGUCGGGUAUCUUAUUUUUCCGUCACGUCGGACCGUCCCUUAAAGCCCAAAGUGCGACAGGCCAGCAAACAAACAUUGGGGAUCGAAUCUCGUGCCACGACGCCAAUGUGACGCGCUAACCACUGUGCUAUUGCGUAACUUGCAUACUUGGCAAUUCGUGCGUGCACCGGCAGGCAUGGUCACCCGCGCUUUCUGAAACUUCUGAAAUCGUAGUUGCUGGUUCGUGAUGCAGCAGAUGACAGAGAACAAAUAUGUGUGAAAGAGAAAGAGGGUCGAGGGGGGGGGGGCAAUGUGAACAGCAGUGUGUGGCAAAAAAAGGUGGUUGCCAAUCUAAUGGCCCAGCAUGUCACAGAAACCACGAGCAGUCUUUCGGCUAAGGCGGCACUUCGCAGUUGUAAAUGUCGCUCUUCGCUCAGUGAGAUAGUCUUCGAAAACAUCUUCGAAAAAUGUUUGGGGUUCCGCUACAUCGGAGUCGAACCCGCGACCUGGCGCUUAGCCACAGAACGACCGCGUUUGGUAGCAGUCAGUUGCAUGUUUUUUCGUCGUUACUUUUAAGCAUUCUGACCACAAAAGUCUCGUACGGAUUACUGCUUUUAUGGAAGUUCUUUGCGUCGCACCAUUACCUGCGCAGACCCGGAAAACCUGGCGCUAUACAUCGUGUAAAACCGAGCCGUAAUUUUCUCGCGCAGCCUCGUUUUAACUUACUGUAAUUAGUCCUGUGAAUGUCUGGAAGGUAAAAUAGGCAGAAACUUUCGGAGGUUGAUUGUAAAAGUCAAGUGAUCGCUUCCCGGCAGGCCUGCUGAGAUAGGCUGCUGGGACCACUCGCUGGUUGUAUGCCUGUUUGUUAAUGCUAUGAUGCAUGUUGGUGCUGUGAUGUUGCACUGCCUUCAGGACUGACCCGCUUCACAAAACACAUCGAAAUCCUUGCGGCGACACGUAUCGUGCACUGCUCUUACAAUCGGUUUACCAAAUCGCCACCUUUAAUUACUGCCUCCAGUAGUGGCCCGGUUUGCUCGGCCAGACAACCGUCCGCGCAAAGAAAGCUUCGCUUUAAAACUUACGGUCUUUCGCGUGCUGUGUGCGCUGCGUCCUAUGUGAUUUACGCUGUGUAGGCAUUCCACUACGAUCAGCUAUGAUUUAGGCACCAUGUUGGUGCCUUGUGGCUUUGAUUACGUUUUUAUCACACUCAGUGCCAAAUUGCUUCCUGCGGACCGAAGUAACGAUGUCAAGAAACGCAUGCUAAGCAGCGUAAAGACUAAGUUCCAUUCCUGUCCGGUACUUCAGUGCGAAAUAGUCGGCUGUUUAAAAACGAUUCCUUUUUAAUAUUUCUUUUAUAAUGAAAUGCCUAGUUGCCAACCCGUGGACGGCAAUUUUUUUGUCGUUGCUCCACUGGCAGCGAUCGAGUGCAAGAAACCUGGGUGUUACCGGUACAUUAACAAUAAAAUGGCGUAUUCAUCUUUAGGCGUGUUAGAUUGCUGAGUUCCAGUUUCCUGUUCGUGUGUUUCGUUUUGUCUAUGGGAUUUUGUGCUUUAGCGUUUCUGUCGGAGAGGCGUAAUGAUGAUGAUGGCCUUAGUCAUUAUCAUCAUCAUCGUGAAGGUCGGUAGCACCACUUCUGUUCUUUCUGGCUGUAGCGUGCGCCAUUAUUAAUUGGAGCGAAAUGUUCACCUGGAUUACAAUUCGUGGUUAAGGCGCUUUCCUUUUAAACGGCCGAACCGUUUCUUUGUGUUUGUGAUUUUGCAAGCACUUUGGAUCGAGCCCGGUGCAGGUAGUGCAACGUCGGCGACGCCUAGCCAGCGACACGCAAUCCUGCUGCGCCAACUUUGUCUUUCUGCUUGCCGGUGUGUCUGUGAACGUGCUCUGCUCUCCAAUUCACUGGAACGACUUUGUUGACGCACAAGUAUGCAUCCUGACGUCAGUGCGUGAAGGAAAGAUUACAAAAGAUGAAACCUAGGAACAGGAGUGAUGUGAGGCCUCUUUAGGUGAUGUCUGCCAGAGUACAAGUGGCUACAUUCUUGCUGUCUUCCCACGAGGCGUGCAGCUGACGUGCGGUGCAGUACAGGACCGUGUGGCAUGCCCUUGCUGAUGAAUUUGCAUGAAUUUUGCGUGUGAAACCUGAGUGGGUCGAGGGGUCAAAUCGUGUUUCAAUCUCGGGAAAUAAUAGUUCGACGGUGUAAUCGUAUUCGUCAAAGCGGCACGCAAAAUGUGUCGCAGUAACCCGAGUGCUUUCAGCCAGGAAAUAAUCCUCCUAAUGGUGUCGACUUUAUUCGCAAAUUUUGCAGCGAGUAUUCCGAGUACUAGUUGCCCUCGACGUCCAUGGAGCAGCAAGCCAGGCUGUACAUUGACCGACCGUUGUCUCUUUUGCACGGGUUGAGUUUAGAUGUAUUUUUUUAUCCGUACAAACAAUUUCUACGCAAACACUUCGUUAGCUACAGUGGAGCAUUGACGUCUAAUGAAAUAACAUUAUCAUUAUAUUCCUCCGCCUCUGUAUCUCAGAUGUGCUUCUGGCUACGCCAUUGACCCAGCAUUCCGUCCUGCACAGUCAACACGCACACCAGCGCGCCAACCUAGCGUAUCACGUCGUCACAGGAAAAAUUAAGUCUGACGACAGCAAUGUUAGCGCGUGUUCGGACUUUGUGAGUCUGUAGCUUGCGCAGAGUGAUAACAGUGACCGUGAAUUAAGUUAAUUUGCUUGUUUACUUGUCGCCAGAUGUAGACUGUCUGGUCUCGAGACUUCUACAGUUUAUAUAUUUUAGAGCAGGAUAAAAUGCACCAUACAGCGACUAAUUCCAUCCAUCGAGCAACGUUCACGGUUCUUGUAGCCAACGCGCGACUGUCGACGUCCAGCCGCCUUUCCUGCUGUGUACAUGAUUAAAUUCAUUCAUUCAAACUAAUUAUUCAUGGUAUAUGGUGUCGUUAUUUGAGAAAUGUUAUGGUGUCUUAUGCAUGUAAUAAAGUCGACAGUAUUGAUUAA
Dermacentor albipictus is the source of this 7869-nucleotide messenger RNA. It is a transcript of the gene Psf3, whose product is annotated as DNA replication complex GINS protein Psf3. Gene Ontology annotation, biological process: mitotic DNA replication initiation. Gene Ontology annotation, cellular component: GINS complex. The record is from RefSeq and is a predicted model, not a curated record. NCBI's taxonomy places the organism in Eukaryota, Metazoa, Arthropoda, Arachnida, Ixodida, Ixodidae.